Messenger RNA from Cylicostephanus goldi, 1139 nucleotides. The record is from the annotation of a GenBank genome assembly. Lineage: Eukaryota; Metazoa; Nematoda; Chromadorea; Rhabditida; Strongylidae.
AUGAGCGAUGGCGAGGAGAACAAUGACCCAUUGAUUGGAGCUGGACCUCCAAAGAAACGCCGAAUAGGAGAUGGUCCGGACGAUGAACCUCCGAAGUUGGCACCGACAGCCCACUACAGACUUGUAUACGGUGGAAAUUCGCUUUUCUUGUUUUUCCGCAUUCAUCAAAUGAUUUGCGAUCGAUUGGGGAAACUGAAGCAGAAGCAUCAUGAACAAAUAAAGAUUUAUGAGGAAGAGUUAAAGGUGGCUGCUAAGCAAGCUGAGUUGUACAAGAUUCAUGGUAAGGGCCUUGGUGGACACGAGCAGAACGCAAGUGAUACAAAUAAUGGAUUGGCGAUAAUCAAAACUCCACGACGUAACCCCACUACUAACUAUGCUGAUUUACUCUCAGAAAUCAAGAACCUUCUAGACGGCAAUAUUGAUUCAAAUACUUUCGAAGAUAAUGUUCGGACAGAGGAAGAGUAUGCACGAUCGGCUGAGACUUUCUUUAAUUGUCAGAACUGUUUCAAGAUUUUUGUAAUCUAUGAGAAGAAACCCGUUGUCACAAUAGAGCUUGUAGAUACGGAAACAGAAGAAGAAACCCAAGAAGAGCCUGCCCAGGCCAGUGAGAAUGUUGCACCAGGAGCCAGCAGUGAUGAUGAAUCGGAACUUCAUGAGUCCACUGAUGAAGAACACCGCCGUCAAAACGGCAGCGUAGAAGCGAUGAAACCAAAUGGCCUUUCUAAAAGGAACAGAACGGAUGUGAAUUCUGGUGGCCCGCAAUCAUCCACAAGCAUAUCCACUGCGAUGAAACGAAGUCGCUUGUUCUUGCGACGUAAUGUCCGAAUGCGAAAUCCUGAGAUCGCUGGAGAAUUUGUGGUUUUUGGCAGCACUACACCUACUCGCUGCACUUACGCAUGGGAAGGAAUGGUUCGCAGAAAUCGUCGUCGUGGGCUGUCGCACAUGGAACGAAUGCACUAUAUUCGCAAAUGUCGUGCAGGUGAGAUGUUCGCAGACGAGCAUGGUGCCACGUGGCUCGCAAAGGGAAUGCAAAAGACCCAAUCGCAUCAUCCCAUUUAUAAAUUUCUUCAAUUCAACAGGUAUUUACUCAAAAAUACAUCAAGACAAACACGUGUAGGAUUACAACGUGCUAGUUAACC